CACCAGACAAACACCGUCGGGUAAGGCUCCAGUCGUACCACAGGUGUUAGCUAAGAUAAGGAUGAGGCAAGGUGUGUUGUUGUUGUUGUCGCUGGCUGUAGCCUGCACGCUGGCAGCAGUUCUAUCGGCUAAGAUAAAGGACGAGGCACAGGCUUGGGACUGGAUCGAGGAAUACGAUGUUAAAGCACAGGAGUUCUAUUAUGCCAGCAGUUUGGCGGCCUGGAACUACAACACCAACUUGACGGACCACAACCAGAAUUUAAUGAUCCAAGCCUCCUUGGCCGCCGCAGCGUUUGAUAAGGAAGCUAGUUUGAAUGCAUCCAGGUUUGAUGACAAUGCUUUCACUAAUACCACCCUCAAGCGUUUGUUCAGUAAAAUCAAGGACAUUGGUACAGCCGCCAUGCGAGACCCCGACAAGCUAGAGCGGUUGUCAAAAGUGAACGCUGAUAUGGAAAACAUUUACAGUACGGGAAAGGUGAUGAUAGAUGGCAAAGAACAUUCCCUUGAUCCAGAACUUACCAAGCUGCUGGCGUCAUCACGUAAUUACACUAAGCUCCUCAUAGCAUGGGUGGGGUGGAGAAACGCUACUGGAAAGAAAAUGAAGAAUCUGUAUGAGGAAUUUGUGACCCUUAGCAACGAAGCCAUCAGUGAUAAUGGUUAUCCGGACACGGGCGAUUACUGGCGCUCCUGGUAUGAGAGUCAAACAUUUAUACAGGAUUUAGAGGAGUUGUACAAGCAACUCAGUCCUCUAUACCAAAACUUACAUAUCUACGUUCGCCGGAAGUUGAAGGAGGUGUACGGCGCAGACAAAUUCCCGUCUUCCGGUCAUAUCCCUGCUCAUUUAUUGGGAAACAUGUGGGCACAGCAGUGGAAUAACUUGUUGGAUAUAAUGCAGCCAUAUGACAAGGAGAGCGUUGAUGUGACAGACGCUAUGGUGGAACAGGGUUACGACGCCUUGAGGAUGUUCAAUGUGUCUGAGGAGUUUUUCACCUCGCUGGGACUGAUCCCAAUGCCUCAGAAGUUCUGGGACCAUUCUAUGCUCGAGAAACCAACAGACGGCCGUGAAGUUGUCUGUCACGCCUCGGCCUGGGACUUUUACAACCAGCAGGACUUCAGGAUAAAGCAGUGUACAGUGGUGACGAUGGACCAGCUGAUCACUGUCCACCACGAGAUGGGACAUGUGGAGUAUUAUCUACAGUACAAGCACCUACCGACGCCAUUCCGCCGUGGAGCCAACCCAGGUUUUCACGAGGCUGUGGGAGAUGUGCUGGCCCUGUCAGUCAGCACCCCGAAACACCUGAAGGAGAUUGGCUUACUGGACAACGUAACAGAGGAUGAAGAAAGCGAUAUAAACUUCCUGCUGAGCAUGGCUCUUGAGAAGAUUGCCUUCCUACCUUUCGGCUACCUGAUGGAUCAGUGGCGCUGGUCGGUAUUCAGUGGUGCUACACCAUCUGCUAGCUACAACCAGAAAUGGUGGGAACUCAGGUGUAAAUACCAGGGCGUUUCUCCCCCGAUACAACGGACAGAAGACGAUUUUGACCCAGGUGCCAAGUUCCAUAUCCCUGGAAAUACACCAUAUAUUAGAUAUUUCGUGAGUUUUGUCAUACAGUUCCAGUUCCACAAAGCUCUGUGUGAAGAGGCCGGGCAAGGGUCUGUACCGCUGCACGAAUGUGACAUCUACAGGUCAAAGGAAGCCGGAAAUAAACUGGCGCAAGUACUAAGCUUGGGAUCUUCUAAGCCUUGGCCAGAUGCAAUGGAAAUGAUGACCGGAAGUCGAAAAAUGAAUGCGCAGCCAUUGAUGGACUAUUUCCAGCCACUGACAGACUGGCUGAAAGCGGAGAAUGAGAAAGCUGGCGAUAAGAAGGGCUGGGACGAAAAGUGCCCGGAUCUCACUCGAGCCUCAUCCACAUCUGUGUCAGUGUCCACAGCUAUACUCUUGGGCUGUCUUCUUGUCAUCAGGAUGACAGACAGUGAGGUAAGAAUGGAGUGCCCCUGGGUAAUUUUGUUCCUCGGGCUCUGUACCCUCAUAUCUGCAGAUUCCUCUCUUAUUGAGGAUGAGGCCCAGGCGGAGAGAUAUGCGGAGGAAUACAACGUUUUGGCGGAAGUGGCCACCAAUGAGAACGUGCUGGCUUCCUGGGCAUACAACACUGACCUGACCCCGGAGAACGAACAGGCACAGGUAGCGGCAAGUUUGAAAUUUUCUCAGUUUCAAAAAGCCGCAAGUGUAAAUGCAUCCAAGUUUGAUUCAGCGAAUUUCCAGAAUCAAACAUUAAAACGACUGUUCAACAAAAUCAGAGACGUUGGCACGUCUGCCCUGCAGGAUGAGCAAAAACAAGAACAACUGGCGCAAAGUUUGGCCAGAAUGGAGGGCAUCUACAGCCAGGCCACGGUCAACAUCAGUGGAGACGUCAUGCAUUUGGAACCCGGGUUAACUCGCCUGAUGGCCACCUCUCGGGAAUAUGACGAACUUCUAAAUGCCUGGAAAGGUUGGAGGGAUGCUUCGGGGAAGAAAAUGAGAAAAACUUAUGAAGAAUUCGUGUCUCUUAGUAAUGAAGCCAUCAAGGCGAAUGGGUUUGUCGACACCGGUGCUUGGUGGAAAUCCUGGUACGAGAGUGACGAAUUUGAGAAGGAUGUUGAAGGUUUGUGGCAGAAAGUCCUUCCGUUUUACACCAGCCUUCAUCAGUACGUGAGGAGGGAGCUUAAGAAAACGUACAGCCCCGAGAAUUUCCCCACGACGGGCCAUAUACCUGCUCAUCUACUUGGAAAUAUGUGGGCUCAGGAUUGGACGAAUAUCCUGUCAAUGGUGGAGCCCUAUGAUUUACAAAGCGUGGAUGUGACUGACGAAAUGAAAAAAAAGAACUACACGCCCCUCAAAAUGUUUCAAACAGCAGAAGGAUUCUUCACAUCGCUAGGCCUGAUGCCGAUGACUGCGGAGUUCUGGAACAACUCGAUGAUUGAGCGCCCAGAUGAUGGGCGACAGGUAGUGUGCCAUGCCUCAGCCUGGGACUUCUUCAACGGUUCAGACUUUAGGAUUAAAAUGUGCACUGACGUGACAAUGCAAGACCUGGUCACCGUCCACCAUGAAAUGGGUCACAUUCAGUAUUACAUGCAGUACAGCGACCAGCCCAUGCCCUUCAGGGAAGGAGCUAACCCAGGUUUUCACGAGGCUAUCGGAGACGUGUUAGCUCUGUCUGUGAGUACCCCCACGCACCUCCAACAGAUUGGACUCUUGCAGAACGCGACAGAGGACGAAGAAUAUUACACCAAUUACUUGAUGUCUAUGGCCUUAGACAAAAUCGCCUUUCUGCCAUUCGGCUACCUAAUUGAUCAGUGGCGAUGGAGUGUGUUCAAAGGAGAAACAACAGCCUCCAACUACAAUGACAAGUGGUGGCAACUGAGAUGUAAGUACCAGGGUAUCUCUCCGCCCGUCCAGAGGACAGAGAAUGAUUUCGACCCGGGGGCUAAAUACCACAUCCCCGCAAACACACCCUACAUCAGGUAUUUUGUCAGUACUAUAAUACAGUUCCAAUUCCAUAAAGCUCUGUGUGCGAAGGCCAACCAAACCGGUCCACUAUAUAAAUGUGACAUUUACAUGUCUCAACAAGCUGGAGAUCUACUGAGUGACGUGUUGAGAAUGGGUUCGUCCGAACCGUGGCAGGACGCCAUGCAGGUCUUCACAGGGCAGACAAAGAUGGACGCCCAGCCUAUGUUGGAUUAUUUCGAGCCACUUAUCAUGUGGUUAAAGGAACGGAAUGCUGAAGCGGGUGAUCAGGGAGGUUGGGAUGACAGCUGCCCGGGGUAUGGGAGAGCGGGAUUCCUCAGCGCCAGCACCACACUCAUUUACAGCCUUCCUUUCAUCACAAUCUGGUACAUGUGCCGUGUCUGAUACUUUUUUCACAAGGGUAAAUUAAUACAUUAGGUAGAAAUUGUACGAAUAUGAGUAAUCGAUUCCUUAUAGAAUUCAAUUCAAAUUUUGGAAAAUUUCUUUUUGGUCGAAUAAAAUCUUAAAGAUUCCCGCGUUCGCGUUGUCAAUGUCAACUCC
Liolophura sinensis is the source of this 4042-nucleotide messenger RNA. Its product is annotated as angiotensin-converting enzyme-like. The record is from RefSeq and is a predicted model, not a curated record. Gene Ontology annotation, cellular component: plasma membrane. Gene Ontology annotation, molecular function: peptidyl-dipeptidase activity; metallopeptidase activity. The transcript is spliced from 26 exons. The coding region runs from base 62 to 3886 and encodes 1274 amino acids. Gene Ontology annotation, biological process: proteolysis. Lineage: Eukaryota; Metazoa; Mollusca; Polyplacophora; Chitonida; Chitonidae.